UUACUUUUCCUCAAAACCCAGGCACUAACACACAACUGCUCCUCUCAGUCCGUCUCUCUUUCUGUCUAUCUCUAUCUCGCCAUGACCGUCGCGAGCUCAGCACUAGUACGCACAAAGAACGUAAUGAAGUUCGCUCUCUCGCUCGUUCUCCCUUCCUUCAACUCCUCCAAAUGUAAAACGGCGGCGAAGAUGGCAGUGGCGAGGAUAAAGUUGCUGAGGAACAAGAGAGAGGUGGUGGUGAGGCAGAUGAGACGAGACAUUGCCAUGCUUCUGCAGUCUCGUCAGGACGCCACUGCUCGUGUCAGGGUUGAACAUGUGAUUCGUGAACAAAAUGUUUUGGCUUCAAAUGAGUUCGUUGAGCUCUUCUGUGAGUUAAUUGUGGCCAGACUUACCAUCAUUGCGAAGCAGAGGGAAUGUCCAGCAGACCUGAAAGAAGGGAUCGCCAGCUUAAUAUUUGCAGCUCCAAGGUCAUCUGAAAUUCCAGAACUAGCGUCAAUCAGGAAAAUAUUUGAGAAGAAAUAUGGAAAAGAUUUUGUGUCUGCAGCUACCGACCUACGACCUAACUGUGGUGUAAAUCGCAUCCUGAUUGACAAGCUCUCAGUAAGAACCCCUACUGGCGAAGUGAAGAUGAAAAUCUUGAAGGAAAUAGCAAAGGAAUACCAGAUUGAGUGGGAUACAACAGAGUGUGAGAAGGAGCUUUUGAAGCCUCCAGAAGAACUUCUAGAUGGACCACGCAAUUUUGUUAGUGCUUCCCGCUUACCUGUGAAGCCUGCUCCAGUUAGGCCUGUUGAGCCAAAUCAGUCCGCCUCUCGAUCAUAUUAUGAUGAACAAAGCAAGAAAACAUAUUUUGAAGAUGCAGCGUCUGCUGCUGAAGCUGCUGAAGAAGCUGCGAAAAAGGCAAUUGCUGCCGCUCCAGUUAGGCCUGUUGAGCCAAAUCAGUCCGCCUCUCGAUCAUAUUAUGAUGAACAAAGCAAGAAAACAUAUUUUGAAGAUGCAGCGUCUGCUGCUGAAGCUGCUGAAGAAGCUGCGAAAAAGGCAAUUGCUGCCGCUCAUGCUGCUGCCUCUAUUGCCAAAAGAGACUAUGAUAAGGCACCUCAAGCAUAUGGAUUUGAGCAUAACUUGAGUGCUUCAAGCAUUAAUAAUGGGUUUGGAGCCUCUUCCACAGGUUGCUAUCACGAUACUGAUUAUCAAUCAAAAGCCCCGGGCAGGGUCUAUAAUUCAUGGAGCUCUGAUAGAUCCCCUAUUAUAAGCAAUGAGGAUGCAAGGGUUAGCCAUACUGACGGCGGAAGGAUCUAUAGGAGACACAGCUAUAACAAAUCCCCUUUGCAUUCGGAUGUAAAAUUUGAUGAAUCAGAUUGUGAUGAAGACAUCGAAGAAGAAAACAAUCCCUCUACCAAAAAUGAGGAGAUGAAGGCUGGACAAAUGGAUGGAGGAAAUCCUCAUCGGAGACACAGCCAUGGGGCCCCAUCAGCAAAAUUGGAUAUGAAGUUCGAUGAAUCAGACUGUGAGGAAGAGAUUGAUAUGGGAAGACCACCUCACAGGAGGCCUCCACCACCAUUACUUCCAUUUCAAGGCAAACGGGAUCUGGCUCCUCCUGGUCCUCGUGUUCAUCCCAAGUUGCCAGAUUAUGAUGACAUUGCUGCCCGUUUUGAAGCUCUCAAGUAUCGCAAAUCACGAAACUAAUAUGUUGAGCUGCACCACCAGACCAUGACCAUCAGGUUUUGUUAUUCUUUUGAGUCAUCCAUUGUAAUAUUGUAUACCUAUUAUUUACAUAAUAGCUCCAAAAUAAGGCAUACAUGCCUUUUUGUAUUGUUCUCAACGAAAGAAAAUUAAGUUGUCCUUUUAUCAAACCAUACCUUGGAAAACUGAUGAGCGAUCUUUGGAU
Molecule: messenger RNA, 1885 nt
Organism: Tripterygium wilfordii
Lineage: Eukaryota; Viridiplantae; Streptophyta; Magnoliopsida; Celastrales; Celastraceae
Exons: 8
Coding region: 82-1683 (533 amino acids)
Biological process (GO): protein transport
Source: RefSeq, a predicted model, not a curated record